Molecule: messenger RNA, 435 nt
Organism: Microthlaspi erraticum
Lineage: Eukaryota; Viridiplantae; Streptophyta; Magnoliopsida; Brassicales; Brassicaceae
Source: the annotation of a GenBank genome assembly
AUGCGUAUGGUUCUGUUGCAUCAUCGUCUUCUUCCCCAUCCUCGAAUCUCCAUCGCCACGUCGCCGGUUACCAAUCAUCGUCGAACAAGCCUUCACAUUCACGAUGUGCUUUUGAGCAUGAGAUUCGGAUUAACGCGAGCUCUCCCUCUGAAACGAUCUUUCGCCUGCUAUUCCAUCACUUCCGGAUCUAAAUCGCCGGCCACCAUGGCGACCAAGAGCGAGAAUCUCGUAGAGACUUUGACGGAGGAGAAAGAUAAGGGAGAGGAGGAUAAGAAAGAGGAGGUUUCGCUCCCUCCGCCGCCUGAGAAACCAGAGCCUGGCGAUUGUUGCGGUAGCGGCUGCGUCCGAUGCGUUUGGGAUGUGUAUUACGAUGAGCUCGAAGAAUACAACAAGCUUUCUUCUCCUUCAAUUUCUGGAGAAACCAAAUCCACCUGA